AGAUGAAAUGUUCAGACUCGGUGCGUCUGGUCUCGGGGCCCAGUCUGUGCUCAGGAUCAGUGCAGAUCUGGGACCAGUCCUGGACCUGGGUCUGUGAAGGGGCCUUGGACCAGCAGGGGGCAGAGGUGCUGUGCAGGGAGCUGGGCUGUGGGGCUCCUUCUCUCCUCCAGGGGGCGCUCUCUCCUCUGAAGCAGAAGUUCCAGUGUGAGGGCCAUGAGUCUGCUCUGAUGGACUGUCCCCGCUCCGGCUCAGAGACCUGCUCCUCUGGAGCCGCUGUCAACCUCACCUGCUCAGAGCCGCUCAGGCUGGUGGGAGGGGCCAGUCGCUGUGCUGGGACUGUGGAGGUGAGACACAGAGGAGAGUGGAGACGGGUGGUGUCCUAUGGACCCUGGUCCCUGGAGGACAUAGCUGCUGUGUGCAGAGACCUGGACUGUGGCUCUGCUGUUUUUGGAAAAAUGAGAAAGGAUUUUCCACAGAGUCCAGUGUGGAGGGUCAAUUCUGACUGUGUGAAGAAGAAGAAGACGUCUGCAGUGAAAGAAUGUGUCGUUGGUUCAUCCUCUUCCUCUUCCUCGGGUCUGGAUUUUAAUUGUUCAGAUCCUCCCUCUCCUCCUCCCUCCUCUCCCUCUGUGUGGAUGCUGUGGCUAGUGCGCCCUCUGCUGGUGUCCAGUCCGUACGCCGUGUGCACUGUGCUGCUGGUGCUGAUCUACAGGGGGCAGCGUCGCACAGGAAGUGCACAUGUCGUUUCCAUGGAGACGGGCCAGCAGGAGGAGGAGUAUGAUGACAUCGCCGCUGAGGAGGAGGAGUAUGAUGACAUCGCCGCUGAGGAGGAGGAGUAUGAUGACAUCGCCGCUGAGGAGGAGGAGUAUGAUGACAUCGCCGCUGAGGUCACCACCGAGCACAGCUUCUGAGCCAAUCACAGCUCUGCUUUCAUCUUUAA
Messenger RNA from Periophthalmus magnuspinnatus, 937 nucleotides. RefSeq names its product antigen WC1.1-like. The record is from RefSeq and is a predicted model, not a curated record. The coding region runs from base 3 to 908 and encodes 301 amino acids. Gene Ontology annotation, cellular component: membrane. NCBI's taxonomy places the organism in Eukaryota, Metazoa, Chordata, Actinopteri, Gobiiformes, Gobiidae. The transcript is spliced from 8 exons.